AUGCAAUGCAAAUCCCUCAUAGCUGCGCUCCUUGCUUUGACUAUUGCGUUUGCAUCCGCGGCACCUAUACCUGACGUCCCUGGUGGAGUCGAUGAGGAUGUAGAGCCGGAUGUGGGACAAACGUUACUACAUGUUAUUGACUUGUCGAUGCGCCCCACUCACGACACAUCGAACUCCUCACUUCCCCCCAAAAUGUCCUGCCCGAUAAGGAAUACUGUGUUCCCUUUGAACAUGAUUAUCCCUGCCUCGCUCAUUCGAUUAGCGCCCGCUGCUCCCGUUCGUCUGUCUGUAACCUGA
Desarmillaria tabescens is the source of this 297-nucleotide messenger RNA. RefSeq lists its product as uncharacterized. Lineage: Eukaryota; Fungi; Basidiomycota; Agaricomycetes; Agaricales; Physalacriaceae. The record is from RefSeq and is a predicted model, not a curated record. The transcript has 4 exons. The coding region runs from base 1 to 297 and encodes 98 amino acids.